AAAAAAAAGAAAUGAAGAGAAAACGAAAAAACGAAAAGAAAGAGAAGAAACAAAGAAAAAGAGAAGAAACGAAAAGAAAAAGAAGAAACAAAGAGAAAGAGAAGAAACAAAAAGAAAGAGAAGAAACGAAAAAAAAGAGAAAGAAUGAAAGAAAAGAGAAAGAAAAAGAAGCAGAAGAAAAGAAAAAAAGAGAAGGAAAAGAACAAAAGAACAAAAAAAAAAAGAAAAAAAAGAAAAAAAAAGAAAAGAACGAUGAAAAGAAAAGAACAAAAAAAAUAAGAAAUAAAGAAAAUGAAAAAAAUGAAAAAAAUGAAAAAAAAUGA
Molecule: messenger RNA, 323 nt
Organism: Racocetra fulgida
Lineage: Eukaryota; Fungi; Glomeromycota; Glomeromycetes; Diversisporales; Gigasporaceae
Source: the annotation of a GenBank genome assembly